Molecule: messenger RNA, 1653 nt
Organism: Closterium sp. Naga37s-1
Lineage: Eukaryota; Viridiplantae; Streptophyta; Zygnematophyceae; Desmidiales; Closteriaceae
Source: the annotation of a GenBank genome assembly
AUGGCGAUGACGUCGGGAUUCGGGUUGCAGUCGCUGCUCAAGGAAGGGCACAAGCACCUGACGGGGUUGGAGGAGGCGGUGCUGAAGAACAUCGAGGCAUGCAAGCAGCUCUCGCACAUCACGCGGACCUCGCUGGGACCCAAUGGCAUGAACAAGAUGAUCAUCAACCACCUUGACAAGCUGUUCGUGACGAGCGACGCGGCGACGAUCGUGGCGGAGCUGGAGGUGCAGCACCCGGCGGCGAAGCUGGUGGUGCUGGCGGCGAAGGCGCAGCAGGAGGAGGUGGGCGACGGCGCCAACACGGUGGUGUCGCUGGCGGGGGAGCUGCUGGCGGGCGCGGAAGAGCUGAUUCGCUCAGGGCUGCACCCGAGCGAAAUCAUUGCGGGAUACGCCAAGGCGACAGACAAGGUGUUGGAGGAGCUCGAGACGCUGGUGGCGGAGGGGAGUGACAAGGUGGACGUGCGCAGCAAGGCAGAGGUCGAGAAGCGCCUCGUGGCGGCUGUGGCCAGCAAGCAGUUCGGGAGCGAGCCCGUGCUGUGCCCUCUCAUUGCUGAUGCGUGCAUGCAGGUGUGCCCCAGCAACCCCAACAACUUCAACGUGGACAAUGUGCGAGUGGCCAAGAUACUGGGAGGCGGGCUGCAUGACUCCAAGGUGGUGCGAGGCAUGGUGCUCAAAACGGACGCCACAGGGACCAUCAAGCACACCACCAAGGCCAAGAUCGCGGUGUUUGGAACGGGAAUCGACACACAAGCCACGGAGACCAAGGGCACCGUGCUCAUUGAGAAUGCCGAGCAGCUGGAGAAUUACGCCAAGUCGGAGGAAGCAAGGGUGGAGCAGGCGAUAAGGGAGGUGGCGGAGUCAGGGGCGACGGUGGUGGUGAGCGGGCAGACCGUGGGCGAAAUGGCUCUGCACUUCUGUGAGCGAUACAAGCUCAUGGUGCUCAAGAUCUCCUCCAAGUUUGAGCUUCGACGGUUCUGCCGCACCACUGGUGCCGUCUCCCUGGUGAAGCUACAGAAGCCAACAGCAGACGAGCUGGGCUUUGCAGACUCUGUUUCUGUGCAGGAGAUAGGCGGCAGCACGGUGGUGGUGGUGGAGAACGAGUCAGGAGGCAACCUGGUGGCGACGGUGGUGCUGCGGGGCAGCACGGACAGCAUUCUGGACGAUGUGGAGCGGGCUGUUGAUGACGGCAUCAACACGUACAAGGCGCUGUGCCGUGACAGCCGGGUGCUGCCUGGGGGAGGGGCGACUGAGAUCGAGCUGGCCAGACGCCUCAAGCAGUUUGCACGGACGCAAGUGGGUCUGGAUCAGUAUGCGAUAGACAAGUACAGCGAGGCUCUAGAAGUGAUUCCGCGCACGCUGGCAGAGAAUGCAGGCAUGGACGUCACUGAGAUCCUCUCUGCGCUCUACGCCGCCCACUCCGGUGGGCCGGACGGCACGGGCGGCAAUUUCCGUGUGGGAGUGGAUGUCACUGGUGCGGGUGUGAGGGACCUCACAACUGACAACAUCUGGGACCUGUUUGCCACAAAGUAUUGGGCCAUUCGAUUUGCUGCAGACGCAGUGACUACUGUGCUUCGAGUGGACCAGAUCAUCAUGGCCAAGGUUGCUGGUGGCCCUCGUCGAGGCGAUAGGCCAAUGGAUGAGGGAGAAGAUUAG